Molecule: messenger RNA, 965 nt
Organism: Hemicordylus capensis (graceful crag lizard)
Lineage: Eukaryota; Metazoa; Chordata; Lepidosauria; Squamata; Cordylidae
Gene: EPYC
Product: epiphycan
Exons: 6
Coding region: 1-951 (316 amino acids)
Molecular function (GO): protein binding
Source: RefSeq, a predicted model, not a curated record
AUGAAGGGCUUUGCAAAUGUUUGUGUGGGAUUUUUAAUCUUGGAUGCUAUUGUGGCUGCUCCUACCCUGAGUUCUGUAAUUUAUGACUCUGAAACCUAUGAUGUUGGUUUGGAAGAUCUGGAUAAUUUGUAUGACUACGAUGAAAAUCUCUCUGUUGAUCAGGCACAGGUGGAGAUUGGAACAGUGUUACCUUCUGUAACUCAAGACAUUUAUUCAUCUUUACCACUGCCAGAAGAACCUGAGGAAGAAGCUUCCACACCCAAACUUAUUGAUGGUUCUUCUCCUCAUGGACCUGGACUUCUUGGACCUCAUACACAUGAAGGCCUCCCAACUUGCCUUCUGUGUACAUGUCUGGGUACCUCUGUAUAUUGCGAUGACCGUGAACUUGAAGCUCUCCCGCCUUUGCCCAAGCAAACCACCCAUUUCUACUCCCGCUACAACAGAAUCAGAAAAGUCAACAGGGACGACUUCAGUAACCUAAGCAACUUGAAGAGGAUUGACUUGACAUCUAAUUUUAUAUUUGAAAUUGAUGAAGAUGCCUUCAGGAACCUACCACAGCUUCAGGAACUGAUUCUUCGAGAUAAUAAGAUAAGGCAGCUUCCAGAAUUACCACCAACCUUGACAUUCAUCGAUGUUAGCAACAACAGGCUUGGUCGCAAAGGAAUAAAACAAGAAGCAUUUAAAGAUAUGAUUGACUUGCACCAUCUUUAUAUCACCAAUAACAACUUGGAUCAUAUCCCACUUCCACUCCCUGAGAGUCUCCAAUCUCUUCAUUUGCAGAACAACAAUAUACAAGAAAUGCAUGAAGAUACUUUCUGCAAAAUGAAAGAUUAUUCUUACAUUCGUAAAUCUCUCGAAGACAUCAGACUAGAUGGCAAUCCCAUUAAUUUGAGCAAAACCCCUUACGCCUAUAUGUGUCUACCUCGUUUGCCCAUUGGGAGCCUUUUUUAAGUGUUGGCAGUAAU